This is a messenger RNA of Cinara cedri, 309 nucleotides long. Lineage: Eukaryota; Metazoa; Arthropoda; Insecta; Hemiptera; Aphididae. The record is from the annotation of a GenBank genome assembly.
AUGCCGCUUGUAACUCGUAAGGGAGUGUACCCGUACGAGUACACGGAUAGCUGGGAGAAAUUGGAAGACGAAAUUGUACUGGAGAAAGACCAAUUUUACAGUACGUUGACCGAAGAAAAUAUCAAAGAUGCGGAGUACAUUCACGCGAAAAACGUAUGGAAUCAUUUCAACUGUCGUACACUUGGCGAGUACAGUGGCCUUUAUUUGAAAACCGACGUCAUGUUAUUGGUCGAUGUGUUUGAAAACUUCAGCGAUAUUUAUAUGACGACAUGCAAUUUAAAUUCGGCCUACUACUAUACGGCGCCCUGA